UCGUCGACCAUUGAUGGUAUAGCUGCAAUCUCUUUUACUUCUACAGCUCUUCAUCUUUCGGCUUUCUUCGCACCAAAACUUCCUCCAUAUUCUCUCCCCUCUCUUUAAUCCGACGGUCUUCUUUGGAGUUUAUAUUAUUGGAUCGACGAUGAUGAAUCGAAAGGGAGGCACGGGAAGCCCGCAGCGCAGCUCCAAGCUGUUCGACCUGUUCAACGCCGACCCCAUGAUCCAGUCCGAGGACGAGCUCUGCACCGGCGCCGGUGCCGGCGGCGACACUGCCCCUUCCGCCGCCGUCAGCCCCGGGUACUCCUCCGACCGCAACCCAACCAGCACCGGGGCUUCGCCCUACAACCUGUCCCCGUGGAGCCCCGGGGCUGUCUCCCCCUUCGCCAAAUCGCCGUGGGCCUACCUUCCCCUCCUGUCUGAGGAGGCGCUGGCUGACCCCGCCGCCACCGGCCUCGUUGGAUCGCUCGUCCGCGAGGAGGGUCAUGUCUACUCCCUCGCCGCCGCCGGGGACCUGCUCUACACUGGCUCCGAAAGCAGGAACAUCCGCGUCUGGAAGGGACGUCGAGAGAUGUCCGGGUUCAAGUCCAGCAGCGGCCUCGUCAAGGCUAUUAUAGUCGCAGGUGACAGGAUCUUCACCGGCCACCAGGACGGGAAGAUCCGGAUAUGGAAGACCUCGUCGACGAACCCGGCCGUCCCCAAGAGAGUGGGGACGCUCCCAAGGCUCAAGGACUUCUUGAAGAGCUCCAUCAACCCGUCCAACUACGUCGAGGUGCGGCGGCACCACAAGACCGUGUGGCUUCGGCAUUUCGACGCGGUUUCUUGUCUCAGCCUCGACGAAGAGGCCGGGAUAUUAUACUCUGGGUCGUGGGAUAAGACGGUGAAGGUGUGGAGGGUGUCGGACUCCAAGUGCCUAGAAUCCAUCACGGCGCAUGACGACGCUGUCAACGCGGUGGCGACCGGGUUCGGCGGGUUUUUGUUCACGGGGUCGGCGGACGGGACGGUGAAGGUGUGGCGGAGGGAGGAAACGGGGAAGGGAGGACCCACCAGGCACGUGCUGGUGCAGACGCUGCUACGGCAUGAGGCCGCGGUGACCUCGGUGGCGGUGGCGGAAGCGGCGGGGGCGGUGUACUGCGGUUCCUCGGACGGGGUGGUGAACUACUGGCGAUGGGAAGGCUGGCGGCGCCAGCUGACGCACGGAGAAAGGCUCCGCGGGCACCGGAUGCCGGUGCUCUGCCUCGCUGCGGCCGGGAGCCUGGUGGUCAGCGGGUCCGCGGACAUGACCUUGUGCGUCUGGCGGAGGGAGGAGGCGGGCGGCUACGGGGCCCACGCGAAGCUGGCGGUGUUCGCGGGGCACGAGGGGCCCGUGAAAUGCCUGGCGGUAAAGGCGGAAGACAACCACGCAGACGGAGCCUGCGGUGGGCCACGGUACGUGGUGUACAGCGGGAGCCUGGACAACUCGGUCAAGGUAUGGCGGGUGUCGGAAUGGGACACCGCGCGGGGAAAGACGCCGGAGCAGGGACCGGCAGAAGCGGAGCCGUCGUCUCUGCGCUCGAGAGGCGGCGGAGCAGGGGCGCCCGUGGCGCAGCGGCAGAGCUACGGUGCGGUUAGAAACCCGACGGUGGGCCACGACGUCAAGGGCGGGCCUCCGCCAGUGCGGGCGGCAGCAUGAGCGCACUUGCGGACAGCGUGGCCUGCUUGAUUUAUGUACAUCCCAAUUCUACAUAGCAAAGCAUAAAAAAUAAAUGUUAUUUUUUGUAUUUGAC
This is a messenger RNA of Musa acuminata subsp. malaccensis (wild Malaysian banana), 1769 nucleotides long. RefSeq names its product protein JINGUBANG. NCBI's taxonomy places the organism in Eukaryota, Viridiplantae, Streptophyta, Magnoliopsida, Zingiberales, Musaceae. Gene Ontology annotation, molecular function: protein binding. The record is from RefSeq and is a predicted model, not a curated record.